UAUAAAUAAUGCUGUUUCCCCCUCUCUUUCCUCAGGUGCCUAUCCAAGACUCUCUCUGAGCUUCAGGUUGAAGAGAAAUAUUGGAUACUUUAUUCUUCAAACGUACAUGCCCUCCAUACUGAUUACCAUUUUAUCAUGGGUGUCAUUCUGGAUCAAUUAUGAUGCAUCAGCAGCAAGAGUCGCCCUUGGUAUUACAACUGUGCUGACUAUGACAACAAUCAACACUCAUCUGCGAGAGACUUUGCCUAAAAUCCCUUAUGUUAAAGCCAUUGACAUGUAUCUUAUGGGCUGCUUUGUAUUUGUCUUCUUGGCCUUACUUGAAUACGCCUUUGUCAACUACAUUUUCUUCGGAAAAGGCCCUCAAAGACAGAAGAAACUUGCAGAGAAAACAGCAAAGGCAAACAACGAUCGCUCAAGAUUUGAAGGCAACCGGGUGGACACCCAUGGAAACAUUCUGCUUACAUCGCUUGAAAUUCACAACGAGGUGGCAAGCAACGAGGUCACCACCAGUGUAACAGAUGCCAGAAAUUCAACAAUAUCCUUUGACAACUCAGGAAUCCAGUACAGAAAGCAAAGCUCACAUCGCGAAAGCCUCGGAAGGCGUUCAUCAGAAAGAACAGGAUCCCACAGCAAGAGAGGCCAUUUACGAAGAAGGUCUUCACAACUGAAAAUAAAAAUCCCUGAUCUAACAGAUGUGAAUGCCAUCGACAGAUGGUCAAGAAUGGUGUUUCCAUUCACAUUUUCUCUUUUCAACUUAAUUUACUGGCUAUACUAUGUUAACUGAGUGACUGAACUUUUUUAAAGGACUUCAAUUAUAACAAGUGAAGUACUACUUGCCUGCAGAGUUUAUAUAUAUAUUUAUAUAUGAAAUAUAUAUAUAUAUGAACUUUUACUAUGUAGACCAUACUCAUGUAUGUGUGAAUACAUAUAGCAAAGAACUGUGUGUGCUUUAAAAGCACACACUGCAAAACAGAACUAUAUGUAUGCACACACACAUGUACACAUUCAUUCUGGACACUUUAACAUAGGAUGCACUUCAGAGGAACUUUUUAAAUCAAAAGGCAGGUGUCGUCAAAGCAACAAGCCUUGAGAAAGUAAGUGUUGUAUAUUAUCACUACAAAACUUUGAUUGUCAUAGAAAUUUUGAAACAGCUGUAAUCGUGUAUAAAGUCAGUAUUUAGUAACAUUGUAAAUGCUGCCAUACACACUAAUCAUAAAGCGAUAGAGUUACACUGGUAAGUUUAAAAUAGGUCAUUUAUAUUGCAGAUCCAUCAACUAUGAUUUCAUCAAGCCAAGUUUAUUUUUCUUUCCUAAAAUUUCUUGGGUUUAUGUAUGUCAUAAUGCAUUUUUUCCCAGUCCUGAAUGGGUAUUGUUUUUAAUGAUCUCUUGCUUUCUCUUCUACAGUAGGCAAGCUGAUCAUGAAGGUGUUGCUCUAGAUCUUUGGAGACAUAUACAUGUUCAUAAUAUUUCAAACAAGCAUUUUAAGUGUCCAUCAACACUGAAAUGAAUCUUUUGUAAGUACUGUAAAUGUACAGCACAUUUUCCUUCCUUUGGACUGGUUCCAGCUGCCAUGUCAUUUUGAAA
Messenger RNA from Mesitornis unicolor (brown roatelo), 1583 nucleotides. Its product is annotated as gamma-aminobutyric acid receptor subunit beta-3. Gene Ontology annotation, cellular component: neuron projection; membrane; GABA-A receptor complex. Gene Ontology annotation, biological process: chemical synaptic transmission; nervous system process; monoatomic ion transmembrane transport. The transcript has 3 exons. Gene Ontology annotation, molecular function: GABA-A receptor activity; neurotransmitter receptor activity; monoatomic ion channel activity. Lineage: Eukaryota; Metazoa; Chordata; Aves; Mesitornithiformes; Mesitornithidae. The record is from RefSeq and is a predicted model, not a curated record. The annotation marks the transcript as partial.